Molecule: messenger RNA, 2400 nt
Organism: Lymnaea stagnalis (great pond snail)
Lineage: Eukaryota; Metazoa; Mollusca; Gastropoda; Lymnaeidae
Source: the annotation of a GenBank genome assembly
CCCACAAUGUGCAAAUGGAAUCUUUAAAAAAACGAAUUUUAAAAAGAAUUGACUGAUGUAUUAAAAUGAAAUGCUUUGUUGGCCUGCGAUAAGGUAAAGAGAUGUCACUGAUUAUGUUUGGGCCCAAGAUAAACCGAGCCAACCUUAUCAGUGUGUGUAGUGACGGCGCCACAAGACGUGGAGAGCUUUGGUAGAAUGGCAUCAAGGCUUUUCGUGUUGAGCUUUGUCUGUCUCUUCAUUCAAGUCUGUUUCACGGGUGAGACGAUGUUGCUAUUUUGUUGUUGUUGUUUUUUUGUUGUUGUUUUUUGUGUAUGUGUGGGAGGUGGGUAUUUUGUUUCUUAGUUGUCUAAGGUUGACCCAACCACAAAGCGUGGUUUACAGGUAUCAAUGUGGUGAUGCUCAUCUACUUUGUUUAGGCGUACACGUACACAGAAUCUCGUUCGUCAUUAAGCUAACUAUUACCAAGAUGUGUCGGAUUAAUCAUAUUAUUAUUGUUUCAUUAUUAUUGUUAUUGCUAAAAUUAUUCAUAAAUGAUCAUUAUUAGUAGAAUUUAAUUGAUUGGAAAUAUUAAUAUUAUUUAAUUAAAAAAAACAAAUACUCAUCAGGUAAUGAUUCUUUUAUGAGACCGCAAUGAAUCAACUAAGUAUAAAUUGAAAAAAAGAAGAUUUUUUAAAAAGAUGCCUCGGUUGAUCAUUUUGAACAAAACAAAACUUAAAUUUUUACAAAUUAAUAUAAUUAAUAAAAGCAAAAUAAUUGUUUUACUUAAGACCGGACUUUGCUGAACCUUAAGCGUGAUGGACAUGCAGACAUGCCUCCACAUUGAAAAGUUUACAAUAUUUCAUGAAGUCACACGUGAAACAAAAAAAAAGAAGAAAAAAAAAAAAGAUAUAAAUGGGUCUUGUUUAAUUGUUAGCGAUUGAUUUUUGUAUCCGCAAUGAUGUCCCUUGAUAAUUCCCGAAUAAUGUUCUAAAAGAAUGUGUGAUGUAUGAUCUUGGUGGAGUCGCUCAUUACGUAACAAUAUCAGUCUUCCUCUGACGGAUUUCCUGUGACAAUUUUUUUUUCCCCAGCAUCCAUUAAAGUGGUUCUGCAAGCCACACCAUCCACCAUCCAUCCGCUCCUCACGCGGUCAUUACGCCUACGAUGCUCACUGCAACGUCAGCAGCCGCUGCAUGACAAUACAACAAAUUCAAGCUUAUCGGAUGUAGACCAAGCAGACGGUAACACGUCACAUGGUGACCUAACCCACGUGAUGUCCAUCGUCAUCACAAAAGAAAACGUGUCUGAUGGGCAGGGCGAGGAGGUGGCGAGUGUCUCUACCUUCGACGGACCUAUCACCGAACCUCCUUACUCGGGUUCGGUUCGUGUUGAAGGCAGCACAAACAACUCCGCCAUGUCUGGAGAGCAGGGUUAUCUCGAAAUCACGUGGACAACCCCACCUGACACAGUUUCCGGUCUGUACUCAUGCCAGGCGUUUGGCCUCAAUGCACACAACCAGCCCGUCGCCCUUAAGACGUCUGCUGCGAUAGCGUCAGAACUGAGCCUGUCCGAUCUCGUGACUUUUGUCUCUUUGAACUUCAAUCUCGUGUCUGAGCUUCAAACGAUGAUUGGGAGCCUCAACUCGACCCACGACCAGCGCGUGGCACGGCUAGAGCAGCAGUACGAGGACCUGAGUUUCGUCUACAACCUACGGGUCACCGAACUCGAACGGGCUAAUGCGGACCUGGUGCACCAGAUCUCAAGCCUCAACGCUACCUGCUGUGCGACCAAUCGAAACACAACACAAAGCGGUACCAUCCAAACUGGAAGAUUAAACUGCACGUCCACGGCUAGCUAUGUGACCUACUCCAGGCCGUUCUCGGAAAAGCCAAAAGUAUUCACGAGUGUGACUCAUGUAAGUCUCUUUUUGCCUGAUGGCACCAGUCAAGUUCGAGUGGUCGACGAGGAUAAGGCAGGUUGCACGAUAAUCUGCAACGUUCCUGACUCGGGCAUUGACGUUGUUUGGAUGGCGGUAGAGUGAUUCAACUAAAUAUUACUUUAUCUUGAAAAGCCGACUCGACGUAGGUAGAAAUUCAGUAUAUUAAAGCCAACUCUAGGCCUAUUUGUAAAUUGUUGAUAAUUUGUGUACAUUUAUUUCAAUAAAACUGACUUUAUGUGAAAGAUUGUUAUUACGACAUAUUAAGAAUUGCUCCUCAACCCUUGUCAUCCAGUUGCCCACGAGAACCCCCUAUUACCACUGCCCUCAACCAAGCUUCAACCAUGUACAUCUGCAUGGCUCUUUUUUAAAUUUUCCAACUUGUUAUAAAUGUUUUCACACAAUUACCGUGACUGUGCUUCGACCAACUAUUAUCAUCAUUAUAUUUGACUCCAUUUUUAACUUUAAUAAACUACAUACUAAAACAC